AGACUGUGGACUGAAAUUUUCCAGGGUUUCAGCAUUUCAAUCCCAUCAGCACACCCAUGUUUCCAAAGAAACAGUGCAGAGAGCCCGGCUUCUAGAACCGGAGCUAGGGCCUAUGCUUCUGGGGCCUGGGCUUCCAGAACCGGAGCUGGGGCCUCUGCCUGUAGAAACACAACCAAGGGCAUCGACAGUAGAAAUACAACCAAGCGUUCAGUACGAUUCACAAAUGUUUGCUGCAGAGUCUGUUCAACAAACACAUCAGCAAUUUAGUAACAACAGCCAAUGUGGUUCAGAUGAAGUGAAACAAAUACCUAGGAAGAAAAGGAGUGAAUUCAACUGCACUGAGUGUGAUAAGACUUUCAGUCAUCGUGUUGGUUUAAUGAACCAUGGGCGAUGGCACGCCAGACACUUAGAAGAAAGGUUCACAUGCGAGGAAUGUGGAAAAACAUUUAAGACUGCAUCAUUCUGCUACAGACACCAGCUCAUGGCACAUACUGAGGAGACUCCUGCCAAGUCUUUUCUUUAUCAAGUGGGCCAAGUUCAGAAGAAGGCRUUUGAAUGUAAAGACUGUGGACUGAAAUUUUCCAGGGUUUCAGCUUUUCAAUCCCAUCAGCACACCCAUGUUUCCAAAGAAACAGUGCAGAGAGCUCGGCCUCUAGAACCCAAUGUGGGGCCUCGACCUCUUGAAAUGGAGCUGGGGGUUCAGACUCUAGAAACCCAACCAAGGACACCAACACUAGAAAUACAACCAAGGGAUCAGACUCUAGAAAUGGAGCAGGGAACUUGCAGUCAAGAAGAGGAGCUGGUGGCUCACACUCACAAUGCUUUGCCACAUCAAGAUAAUAUUUCAGAAAGUUGUUGGAAAGAGUCAGAGCACUCUCCAGCUUCUGUGGAAGAAAAACUGCAAUCAGAAAUUUCUCCUGCCGCUUGUACCACGGACAAAUCACAAACAAAUGAGACUGAUGAAGACUUGGAGAGCUAUGAACCUGGGGACUUCAACGUACAAGUAAUUAGUGACAGUGAGCCCGAAGAGGAGGCGGCUCCAGACCUGAAUCCUGAUCUUGAGCUGCUGUGUGAAUCUGAUCAGGAUGUAAGAGACGACCAUGAAGUUUCCCCCAGAGGCCUUGAGUCAAAGCCGGACUUAAAAAUAAUUCAGAUUGACUUUGAUCAAACCAACAAGCAGUGUGUACCAAUGGAAAGCGGAAGCGAGAAUCAAACUGCACAUGAAAGAUUCCAGUGUCCGGAUUGUUACCGCUGGUUUACUAACCCCACGUCACUGCGAGUUCACAGAAUGUGGCACGGAGUCCGUGAGAGAAGACAGCAGAAUCAAGGUCAGUCAGUGGCAUGUGAAAUAAGUAACUAUGAAGCACAAUUUAUUCACACACAAUUCCACAGUGAUCAGACUCUAAGUAGWGGUUUGUUGAAUCAGGCUGAGGGGUUGGUGAAGAAAAUGUUUACCUGUAAUGAGUGUGGUGAUGUUUUCUCUUAUUUGUCUGCUUUAGUGUCACACCAGUUGCAUCACCCUAAAAGAAAACAGUACCAGUGUCCAGAUUGUAUGAUGUCUUAUCUUCAUGCAGCCAGUUUGUUUAAUCACAUGAAAACCUGCUCUGCACAAAAGAGGAAAGAUAUUUCUGUCAGUGAGAAAGAAUACAAUCCAAAGAAAACUCUGCUAGGCCCAAAGAUCUAUCAUUGUGAACAAUGUGGAAAGGGUUUUUGGUCUUUAGGGGCUUUCUCGCACCACAAGCAAAAUCAGAUGGAGUGUACUGAUUUGAGACUCAGAAAGGGUCUAUCAAGUUCUCUGCACUCUGUUAACGGACGCUUACGCUCUGUGACUAAAGUCACAUGUCCGAUGUGUGGCAGGAAGUUUCGCCACAAAGGCAUUAUGGCGCUACAUAUGCGCAGGCAUGAAAAUGGAAAUCACAAAUGCGAAAUCUGCAGCCGCUCAUUCCGACUUUUUUCCAGCCUCCUCAGACACGAGGUGGUACACAGCGACCAGUUGCUACCACCGCCCAUCAAGUCCUUUCAGCACCAGGUGGAGCAGCUGAAGAAGAACACGUACAGCUGUCCUGACUGUGGGAAGCUGUUUUCACGGGAAAAAGCGCUGCAGUUUCACAUGAAGAGUCAUGGUUACGAGUCCAGGAACUCUCCGUCGUCCCCACAGUCCAUGGUGAAAGUGAACCAUCUGCAGUGUGCGACAUGCUUCGCACAUUUUAACAACAAGGCGUCUUUAAGGGCUCAUCGAAAACUCUGCAGGAAAGGAGACAUCGUGGAAGCUGAACUUGCAAAGAAUGAAGCUGUAAAAAUGCGCUCUGAUUCCAACACGCAAGAACACUCGAGCCAAAUGAAGGAACAAGUUGACACGAAGAACGAAGGGGACAUUGGUGCACAACAAAUUGAAAUGCCCACAGAUGGGGGUAAUGUUGAAAAUCCAGACUCAACCCAUUUGAAAUACAAAUGCAAUGCAUGUGACAAAAGUUUUCCUAUUGCUGGAGCGUUAAAUUUUCAUAAGAGAAUUCACGUUAAAGGCAAUAAGUCCAAAUUAAAAUCCGAUAUUGGUCAACCUCUAAUGUCUAAGAUGCCAAACAAAGAYGAGCCAAGUAAAGGUCUAAUCCACUGCUCAGAUUGUGGAAGGCAUUUUAUGACUAAAUCAGCCCUCUGCUCUCACAAACGAUGGCACAAAGAAAAGAAAUGUUCAAAGUCUUCACAUGAAGAAGAUAAUUUCAAAUCUGUCAGCCACAAGACCGAGGACGGACCCUUUCAGUGCAAGAAGUGUGAGAAACAGUUUUCCAGCCAUCAAGUUCUCCACAGACACCAGCUCUUUAAUCCUCUGUGUCAAACCAAAACUGAGCCAGAUUUAAACAGAAACAUGGAGACGGACCGAUCAGAGCAGUUUUCACACCAAGUCAUGCACUGUAAAAUUUUGGAGGUGGCAGAACAUAGGGAAGUGUCCUUAAAACCCACCCCAGAACACAAUGUUAACAUAGUUGGGGACGAAACCUCACCAUCAGCUGUGAAGAUAAAACCCCACCAGUGUCCCCUCUGCUUCAUGACCUUUGCUAAAGCAAGAGGUCUGCAUGCUCAUAAAUGGCAAGCCCACCCAAAGAAUGGAAAGUGCAAAAAGAAGUGCUCUAACUUAAACAACCGAUUUGAUCAGGUGGACGACUCAGAGGUGUUAAAGAGCAGCACUGUUGGCAGAGGAAGGAAGAAAAUCAUAUCAAACCCUCAACCCGAAAUAUUWAUUUCCUGUCUUGAAUGUGGGGAACAGUGCAGUUCCACGGCUUGUCUCCUUGACCAUAACAAAGUUUGUUCGCCUGUGAAGCAAGAGUCUAAAAUGGAGGUGGAAACUCUCGAAGCCGCGACUGAGGUUCCUCCAGUGGUUGGCCAUCUGCUGGAGCACACGGUCAAAUGUCUCUUCAAGUGCGACAAGUGUGGGAAAGCUUUCCGAACAGAGGACCAGCUAGGAACCCACAAGAACAAGGCCAAGAGCCGGCCUCACUGCUGCGCCCUGUGCUGCCACUGCUUCUGGACAGAGAAUCAACUGCAGCAGCACCUCGCCUGGCACGACGAGGUGCGCUGUCGUCUCCCCAACGAGUUGCGCUUCAGGCUCAGUACUGCUGUGACCUCAAGUCCUUUGAAACCCAACUUCUCCUUUGCUGAUAAGUCCUUCCUGCUCCCUUCCAUCAACCAACCUCCUAACCCAGCCGGCUGCUCAGAAACCGAGGGUCAGCGUCAUGGCAGAUCUGAGCAGUGUAGCAACUUGUACUGCUGCUUGAUUUGCUCCAAAACUUUCAGUCACCUAAAAGACCUUAUUGAUCAUAACCAGGAGUGUAUGAGUGAUCACAGAAGACAAAAUAUCACUCCUGCUGCUGCUGUUUCAUUAGAGGACACCGAUGGCCUUAACUUUCUCUCUUUUUUUGUAGCUGAAGAGUCAAUCAUUUUAUGUAAGGACUGUGGACUGCAGUUCAAACACAAGGAUUCCUACUUGACUCACCUGCACCAACAUGCCCUGGAAGAGGAGGAGGCUCAGCUGGAAGAGGAGGAGGAAACUCAGCUGGAAGUGGAGAAAACUCAGCUGGAAAAGGAGGAGACUCAGCUGGAAGAGGAGAAGACUCAGCUGGAAGAGGAGAAGACUCAGCUGGAAGACUGCAGGUCUCUUGCAACAGGUCAGGUGAUGAGAGAAGACCGAGACGAAGACAUGAGCCCAGUUGCGGAUGCGGGUGACAAGAGCAGUUCGGCACAACUGCGAUCUCCAGAGUCGACAAAAGAUGUUCCGCCAGCCUCUGAGCAGAACGCACUUCGAAAGGUUUACUCCUGCCUGGUUUGUGGGAAGAUUUACUCGUUCCUGAAGUCGUACGAAAAACACCUGAAGUUGCACAAAGACCCGCCCUCGACAGAACAAGACCAGCAACAAAAAUACUGGAGCGAUCCCAGCAAUAUAAAGUACGAGUGCCCAAAUUGUGGGAUGUCAUUUAUCAGACGCACGCGACUCAUUAGUCAUUUGAGAGUCCACAGGUCAAACAAAUACUUGCAGUCGUCUCUGCACAAGUGUGAUCAGUGCAACAAAUUCUUUAAAAAUGAAAAGUUGUGGACGGCUCACAUCGAGCUACACAAGCAGAAGCGUUUUUGGUGUUUAAGUUGCGCCCAAGGUUUUUUGAAUGAAGCGUCACUGGACAAACAUCUGCAGCAUCACAUUCUGAGGCAGAACACCCCAAACACCAAUGACUGGAGAGCUCAAAUGGCCCACAAGCCAGCAAGUCAGCCAGACUCCCCGUCAAAAAAAUAUCUAUGCCGAUACUGCGGAAAGUCUUUCGGUCGAAGUAGACAAUUAAAUGCACACCAAAUCCAACAUACCAAACGUUUAAAGGGCCGCUUUAAGUCUUACAAAUUCUCAACCAUUCAUGCGAACAUCCAAAAGCCUAACAACACAGAACCCCUUACAGGUGUGAAAGAAGAAACMGAGRUUAAWACAAAUAUGGGAGAGCUUCAAACAAGCAAGCCUGCUGAAUGUGGAGAUCCAAAAGACUCAGAGGAGUCUGACUGUGGAGAGCCCAUGCAUCGCUUCGAGCUUCCCAAACCUCCCAAGGAUCCAGGUACGGAGACUUCAGAACCCUGGAUAGARUGUAAUCUGGACAAGAAUGAGCUGAAAGUACACAGAGAGCAUAAGUACUGGGAGUGGGAGUGCAUUGAAUGUGAUAUGGGCUUUGAUGAAAUGGCAAAGCUUCACUUGCAUUAUAUAAAACAUGCAACAGGGGAGGUACCCAUACCACAGCAUGACCCCCAAUCCUGAGAGGCCUUUUUAAAAUCUGUGUAGAUUUUUAUGCUAUCAGUAAGUGUUACAUCGUUUGUUAAUAAACCACAUUAGGAUUGCAAAUAUUUAGGAUUUUGACACUGAGAAAACAGUCACAGAUGUGAAGUUACUUUUUUAUGAAAGAAUUUUUGGUAAAAGUUGGAAACAAACUUCUAAACUAAAAUAAAUGCAUUUUCCUUGA
Molecule: messenger RNA, 5486 nt
Organism: Austrofundulus limnaeus
Lineage: Eukaryota; Metazoa; Chordata; Actinopteri; Cyprinodontiformes; Rivulidae
Product: zinc finger protein 91
Exons: 2
Coding region: 113-5284 (1723 amino acids)
Biological process (GO): regulation of transcription by RNA polymerase II
Cellular component (GO): nucleus
Molecular function (GO): DNA-binding transcription factor activity, RNA polymerase II-specific; sequence-specific DNA binding
Source: RefSeq, a predicted model, not a curated record